AUGUUGAAGUUCUCCGUGAGAGAAGGCCCACCCAGUGUGAAGAUGGCGGAGCCCGAGUCAGAUCUGUCGCCCCCCGAGGCGUCGAUUGACGUCCAUUCCAUCGCUGCGUGGGAGUUCCUCUUCCCUUGGUGCCAGGAGCUACGAGAGGUACCAGGCCGUUUAUACGUAUGGGGCGACGGCAGACUGCGAGGGCUUGGCAGUCACCGAAGUCGGCGAGCCGAAGAGCCCGAGGAGGACGAGGGAGCCAAUGAUGACGAAGACAACCGACAGCGACAGAUGCAGAGACAGUGGCGACUACGCGAAGCUUGGCAGCUGCUGGUGCUCGUCGCCCACCGCGACGCCAAAGUGUGGAAGAUGCUGCUGUGCCAAAAGUGCGGCGUGCGCUCUGAAAACCUGGGACUCUUCACUCGUGGGGAAGAAGGGGAGGAGGACGACACCAAUGCAGAUGAUGAAGAGGUCCUUGCCCCAGACGGCUUUAGUGUGGAGGCCGAAGAAGCCUUUAAACGGAGGUGUCGGCUGGACCGGGACGGGUUUGUCUUGCCACAGCUUGAGUUUUCAGCAUUUCUGGACAAAGCUGAGGACGUGACAGUCUCCGUGUUCGACAAGUGGGGGUGGUUCUUGAUGACCAAGGACGAAUUGUUAUACCAGCCGAGCGCGGCGUAUCUGGACGCAAAGGCGCGGAUUUUUGCCAUGCCAUUUCGCAUCGGCGCUCCGGUACCGAGGUUGCUGAGUAUUCGGGUGGCUGUUUCCUUCGAGCUAUCUUACGGAUGCACGCCAGAGCUCUUUGUCCGAUACUUGAAGGGGUUGCGAGAGCUUAUUGACGAUGUGAAGAACCGAGAUCGGGAGCUGAACCAAGCGGGUAUCGAAGCGGUGGCAAGUACCGACAGCGCGGAGAAUUUCACAUACGAGUUGGCUGAUCUACGGCUGGUUUGGGCGUUGGAGUUCCUAUUGGCUGGCUGGCUGUAUGCCUAA
Phytophthora sojae is the source of this 972-nucleotide messenger RNA. RefSeq lists its product as hypothetical. Lineage: Eukaryota; Oomycota; Peronosporomycetes; Peronosporales; Peronosporaceae. The transcript is spliced from 2 exons. The record is from RefSeq and is a predicted model, not a curated record. The coding region runs from base 1 to 972 and encodes 323 amino acids.